Messenger RNA from Cavenderia fasciculata, 3129 nucleotides. RefSeq lists its product as uncharacterized. The record is from RefSeq and is a predicted model, not a curated record. The coding region runs from base 1 to 3129 and encodes 1042 amino acids. NCBI's taxonomy places the organism in Eukaryota, Evosea, Eumycetozoa, Acytosteliales, Cavenderiaceae. Gene Ontology annotation, molecular function: protein binding. The transcript has 7 exons.
AUGGUAUUCUCAGCAGUCAAGAAUUUUGUUGAGAAGAACCAAGAUUUGGAUAAAAGAAUUAGUAGUUUAAAAGGAAAGAUUAAAGAUAGUUUUCAAGUACAGAUCAAUACGAGUAGUGCAUCGUUUGGUAGUUGGGGAGGUGGUAGUUCAUCACCGGGUGGAAGUGGAGGAGGCAACAAGAAAACAAAGAGAGAUCGUGCCUAUCAACUCAAUUUUGAACAAUCACUACAUCAAUUCCUUCCUCCACCUCUACCAGUAUUGGCACAAAUACAAAAGGAUGCCAUCAUGAAGCAGGUACCCGUUGUCACAGACUAUGCAAUCACACCAUUUUCAUUUUAUUUUGAAGAGAUUGAAGAAGCCUAUCCAGUACCCAAUGCUCUGGUAGAUGAAGAUGAUCUACCUCAAAUACCAGAACCGUCAGAGGGAAUGCAUCCAUACGGGUUUGACACGGUUCAAUACAAUGCUCGAAAAACUUCCUCACCAGUCGAAGACGUCAAACCAAACUUUCUCAAAGGUAAUCCUAAUCCAAUGAAAACAUUCAAUCAAACUGCAGAACUUGAACGUGUACUUUCUUAUCAAGACCUCGUAACACGUCUCAAUUUAAAUAAUGUAACUUAUAUUUGUAUUGCCGAUUAUCCCCUAACAACUAAAACAAAGAAAUUAUUAUGGAAAAAGAUUCAAUUAUGUCCAUUAAUUGAAACAUUGAUUUUAAAAAAUGUUGGUAUUGGAGGUGUACAUAAACAAAUUAGACUUCCAAAUUUAAGAUUCUGUGACUUAUCACAAAAUAGAAUUAAAACAUUAAGAUCAAUUAGAAAGAUUACAAAAUAUUCAAAAUUGUUGGAAGUAUUUAAUUUGACAGGAAAUCCAUUGGUUAGAGAGGGAAGUGAUUAUUUCCUUAGAUUACAUGCAGCUUUACCAGUGUUGGAAACCAUCUCACAGAAACAAACACCUGUAGAGGACCGUAUCAAGGCGAUCACCUUUUAUGGUGGGACAGUGGAACGUGGCAAAAUCGAACAUGUACGUUGGGCAUUGAAUUUGGACAAUGUACCAGAUAUUCGAGCACUCAGACCUGUACAUCCAGGUUGGUUGCCACAGAAUUUGACACAACUCAUCAUGUCCAAUUCACAGAUUAGAUACUUUUACGUUGGUAAUAUGGUGUCGUUGAGGCACUUGGAUUUGAGUGGCAACCUCAUCUAUGAAAUCACAACGGCCGGGUUUGAAAAAUGUGAUAAUCUAUCGGUACUCAACCUGUCCAACAAUGUGUUGCUGCGUAUGGAGAUGCUCAAUGUAUUCGAGUUUACACCAUCGUUGCGUAAUAUCAACUUGCAGGCCAACCCUCGCUUUGAAAACUAUCAGUCUGUCUCGUUCUUUGUCAACGACCCUUCGCACUCGCGAUCUACACUCUCGAAAGAGUACCGUGCGCGACUCCUCACCACGGUCAUUGCCAAGAACCGCAACCUCAUGUUGAUCGACAGCACACCCAUCUCGUAUCUCGAGCGUGUCGACGCAUACACCAACGCCGGGUUCCCACGUGAAGUUGUUGAAAAGUAUCGCUUCUUUUUGGCGUUGACGGUCAAUUGCACGAUGCACUUUAACCGAGAGAUCCAACCCGACCAAGUCGAGAUUGGCAAGCAGUACGACCCAGUUGAAAUCACCGGUCUGCGUCGUCUGCGCGACUGGCACCUCACCAGCGAGGCAUGCAACUUUUCCUACUUUUUCAACGUCACCGAUAUGGAUCUCAGCAACAAUCUGUUGGUCGAUAUUGCCAAUAUCGGCCUGCAGACACUCGUCAAGCUACAACGACUCUCUCUCAUCAACAACCAGAUCCAAACACCCAUCCCCAUCGUCGCACAGAUUCUCGAUCAACUCGUCAGUCUCGAGACAUUUGCCAUUCGUGCAAACCCCAUCAUGCAGUCUCCCACAGACCGUCUUGCGCUCAUUGGCAGUAUGGCCACCAUGAAACAACUCGAUCAAACCCUCAAAGUAAUCGAUACAGAGAUUACCAUCUUUGAUAAAGUUGAAGGUUGGAAGGUUGCUGGUGGUUCAACAAGAGAUGCUGAAACUUUUAAAUUAUCUUAUAUUACUUCUGUUAAACAAUUAAAUCUUUAUGAAAAUACUUUGGUAACAUUAGAAUUAGCAGAUUGUUCAUUGGAAUAUUUGGAUCUAACACCAUUUAUUAAUUUAAAGGCAUUGUUGUUACCAAACAAUCGAUUUUCAACAAUGGAUCAAUUACAAUCGUUAAAGACGUUAAAAGACCUGUUUGCACUCGAUCUUAGAUACAAUGAAUUAAAGUUUGUCGAUGAUAUCAAAGACCAUGUGUUGGCACUGCCGUCACUCCAAGUGGUUGGAUUGAUGGGUAACCCCUUCACGGCCAAGAACGACUUGUCCAAAUACAGAGUUAAACUAUUAUCACAUAUCACGCCAUUAUUCCAAACUCAUCGUUAUCCACUUUGCAUAUUAGAUACUACCGAAAUACUUCCUGAAGAAAUCACAGAGGCUGCUACCAUUGCUGCCAAAAAUAAUAACAAUAAUCAUCAUCAUCAUCAUAUCACCACCAACACUGUUACGACAACAUCAACAAAUAGUUUAAAUUCAAAUGGAUCAUCAAGUGGAAAUGGUAUCAUCAACAAUAACAACAACAACAACAACAACAACAUCGUUUCAGAAGACAAAAAAGAACUUUCAUUCAAUAUUUCUAUACUUCGUCGUGCUCUUUUCGUUUCUCCACCUGAAUCACUCACUGAAUUGGAUCUUGGUAGUUGUGGACUUUCCCAUUUAUUCCUUCAAAGAUUCCCAAAUCUUGUUGUUUUAAAUUUAUCUGAUAAUUUAAUCUCUGAUAAUAAUCUUAAAGAGAGUGGAAUUAAUGUAUUACAAUCAUUAAAAGCAUUGGAUAUUAGAAACAAUAGAUUAAAGGAUUUGGGAAAUCUUGGACGUGUCAUUGAUUUAUUGAAUCUAGAGAUACUCUUUAUCGAAGAGAAUACAUGUUAUGACAAGGACAACGAAAAGGAUAGAAUUAGAUUCUUUAAGAAACUAACAAACACCAAGAUACUUGGUACAAUGAAAUUCUUGAAUGGAACUGCCAUUACAACUGUAGAUGUUUCAAAGUUUGGUAAAACAAAAAGAAAAUAA